AUGGCUGGACGACAAACAAGGGCGAGUGCAGAUGGUAGCCAACAGCCGCUGUAUGACAACACUGACAGGCAUACACCAAGGCAAGCCCAACAGCAAGGACUGUCUCCGCCGUACACGACGCGAAACUCCACCCAAGGCCAGACUGCACAACAGGGUAGCCAGGAUGAACUUAUGCCUGACGGGUUUGGGGGCAUGGAUAACAUGUUCCCGCAGGGUCCUACCUACAGCACCUCUGGAUUCUCGGCCAGGCCCAUGUUCGAUCAGGGCCAUUAUCCAAUCAGCUCCGCGCUCAUUGACGAAGUGCUAAGCGAAUUUAUCAUGAACUGUGCCAGAGACUUAUACCCUCGCAUGAGGAGUAGUUUGGAGGACCCAAGUGCAAAAGCCACACUGGUCGGCCUCAUGUCGACAAUGUUUCAAGCUGAGAUUAGCAACGGAGAGAGAGGUGGAACCAGUGAAAGCAACAACAGCGUCGGCAACGAGAACAGUACUUUCUGCACGUGA
Penicillium nucicola is the source of this 501-nucleotide messenger RNA. RefSeq lists its product as uncharacterized. Bases 1 to 501 code for a protein of 166 amino acids. Lineage: Eukaryota; Fungi; Ascomycota; Eurotiomycetes; Eurotiales; Aspergillaceae. The transcript has 2 exons. The record is from RefSeq and is a predicted model, not a curated record.